Molecule: messenger RNA, 624 nt
Organism: Schistosoma spindalis
Lineage: Eukaryota; Metazoa; Platyhelminthes; Trematoda; Strigeidida; Schistosomatidae
Source: the annotation of a GenBank genome assembly
AUGUCCCAAUUAAUAGAACUCAUUCUUCAGGGUGACAGUGAUAAAAUCCAGAAAUUUUUGAAAGAAUAUGAUAAAGAUCCAGAAGGUUAUCUACAAUCUAUGAAUGAAUGUGACGAAAUGCACAAUUCCGCUAUUGAAUUAUUUGCAAUAUUGGAUUCCAGGAAUUUUAUCGAAAAGGCGAUAAGCAAUGGUUAUAACGAACUAAAUAAAACUGGAAAAAAUGGGUGCAAUUUAGUACAUUAUGCUGCUAUGUGGAAUCACGCUGAUUUAAUAAAAUAUUUGUAUUUUGCUGGUGUUGACGUCUAUAGAAAAAAUAUCCACGGCGAAACUGCACAUAAACUAGCUGUUAAAUAUGAACAAAAAGAAGCAAUGCAUAUUUUAGAAUGGAUAGAAUGUCGUGAUGAAUUUAUUAUGCUGAUCCGAUUAGUCAGAGAAAUUUUAGCAACUUCUGAUAAGAAUGACUAUACAAAAGAAGAAAGGAAAAUUGCAGAUUCUGCUUGUCUUGAUGGAGAAUCCUGGAUUAAUAAAAAUAAAGAAGCUACACUCAGCAUGCUUAAAACAAAGAAAGAACAAAUCGAAUUGAUAGUAGAACCAUUUUUACGGAAGAAAUCAUUAGUCAUGUAG